Canariomyces notabilis is the source of this 3636-nucleotide messenger RNA. RefSeq lists its product as uncharacterized. The transcript has 8 exons. The record is from RefSeq and is a predicted model, not a curated record. Bases 1 to 3636 code for a protein of 1211 amino acids. Lineage: Eukaryota; Fungi; Ascomycota; Sordariomycetes; Sordariales; Chaetomiaceae.
AUGGAUACUUCCGGCCCGUCUGUCAGGACUCAGACUGCGGUCGACAAAGUUCCGCCUCGAGAUUCACAACCACAAGGUUCUCUUCAAGGAUGUGGACCUGUAGCAGACAAGGAUUCUGGCCGAGGAAAUGACUCCGGCUCCGUGAAAGACAAGCAGACGAAAAACGAUGAAUCCGAGAUACCCUCGCAGCUUCUCGAACUUCUGGCGAGGAACGAUGAGCAGAGAAACAGGGUUCCGAACAACGGAAGCCAAUCCCAGACUCCUGUUAAGCUGAUGAAAAAACUUUUGAAGCCUAAAAUCCCGGAGAACCAGCGCCCUUCCACGCCAUCCAGUAGUGGUAUGGUGGACGGCCAGACUGCUGCAACUAACAAAGGAAAAGGCAAUGAAGAACGGGCAAUUAAGGCCAGACAAACUCCAGAAAUUGGGCAGCCUUCUUCUUUCAAGGAGGCCCCAACGCUCGUUGUCUUGAACUGGGAGAAACUGCCGGCAUCCAAGCCCCCAAAGCUGGACAUUGUGGCAGUACAUGACGCCGGUCAGACGAACGAGGGUGCCUGGACUUUCAUACCUGAUCCCCAGUCUCAGAAACGAGAACAUUCACGUACAGCCGAUACCGACAUGGACAUCUCACGGUCGCGUGGAGCAGGGUCGCUUGUAGCUAGGUCGCUCGGGGUUGGACCACUCGGAACUGUCCAUCCCAUAAAAACGGAUGAAGAGAUGGCAAACACAGCCAAAAAAACGAAAAACUGGCUCACGGACCCAACAAUGAUCGCCGGUGACUUUGAUGGAGCCCGAAUUAUGGCCUUCUCUUAUCGACCGCCAGAGGUUACGGUGCCACCAUCUGAUCCUACCGCAAAGUCAGCGUUUGACAAAUACCUGCAGAACAUUGCGAGUACACUGCUCUCACAGUUGGUUAGCCAAAGGUCGGCAACAAACGAACGCGACUACUCUAGAGUGCCCUUGGUAUUCAUCGGCUGCGGAUUUGGCUGUCUCGUGAUUCAAAAGCUGAUUAGUCUCGCUGAUGGCGAGGGCUCGACUCAUGAAGAGGGUCCUCUCUUAUCUCCCAUCCUAAAGUUGACGGCAGGAAUCAUGCUACUGGACACACCAACCCCUCUCGGAGCGCAAAAGGAAGGAGCGCCCAGGCAGAAAGGGGGAGCGCAGAAAGAGGACGGAGAACAAAUCGAAGGAGCACAAAAGGAAGGAGCGUCUGCAGGGAAGGAGGGAGCGCCGCGAGAAGACGGGGCGCAAGAUGAGGCUAUUCGUGAAUCUACAUUUCCGCCUACCCUUGACACCGGCAGUAGCGGGUGGGCGGGACCGUUUCUGAAAACGCCUACCAUCAACACGAGACACCUGUGGGACAACUUCACAGGCAUUGCUGCGAAAAAAUCCAUAUCGGUGUGUUGGUUCUACGCACAAGACCCUUCAACCCAGGACAUAAAACCUCGCGCGGACGGCGUCGAAUUUGUCGUGAUUCCCCUACCUGUGUCAGCAACAAAGCCGAAGCCUUCCCAUACCCAAGGGCGAUUUCUUGGCCCCAAAGACGACGCUUACAUUCGACUUGUCGACCACAUACGUGGGAGUUUGAUGUUCAAGGCGUCCGAAGAAGCGGUUCUUGAACCUCUUCUUGGUGAACUGAUUAGGGACAACAAAUACAACUUUGAGGUGACGGAUCGGAAAGGGCGCAACCCACUCCACAGAAUGGUCGCGUCGCUAAACUAUAAGUCGAUAAAGCUAAUCGCCGCUGCCUAUCCCGGUCUUAUAGCAGCCCGAGACGACGACGGAAACACUCCCCUUCACACUCUCGUAUUCAGAGUCAUGGAUCUAGACCUGAAAGAUGAUGAUCGAAAACCCUACGAGGACAUGUUCAGGGACCUAGAGAAAAUCUGGUCGGAAUCCCUACAUACUUUGCAUACCUUUUCCUCGGGUACCGUGACUGGCAGCAUCGCCGGCGAAGAUGCCGCGGCCGUUGCUCUAUUUAUGCCCAUUUUUGGAUUCGAGGAGCAUCCUAAUUGCGAAAAAUUGAGCAACUCAAUCAAGUGCUUGGAGGAAUGUGAUCCGCAGGAGAGUCAAUCGGGUGCCCUGGUCAAUGCAUAUUUCAGGAGCAAAAUGCCUUUGCACUGUCGCCGGACUCUCGACCAGUUCACAUAUCACAUGCUGGAAGACACCAAGGAGCGAGAUGACACUCAAGUGGUCACCAAGUGGGCCAAGGAGCAUCCAAAGAGGCGCGAAGUCGAAUAUGAUGCCGAAAACGACUCAGCCUCCCACAAACACGAUGCAAAUCCGGUUCUGAUGAUCGACCAAUUAUGGCUUUGGGUGCUCAAGAAAGAAAACAUGGUGAUUGCUUGCAUUCCAGAAACAUGGGAUUCAAACCCAACCAAAAAGACCCUCCGGACCGACCAUAGUUUCAUCUGUACGUUGUGGGACGAACUCACGAGGGACAAUCGAACCCCAAUUACUUCUUCCAUGGAGCUUGCAAGCCUGAUAAUCAGGUGCAGCAUCGAUUUCAUACAACGACCAGGUCCCGGGAAUUUCUCGCUUUACGAAUGCUUUCAAUCUACCAUAGACGACAUUGCCGAAAGACAAGCGAAGCAAUUCUCCGAGUUCAAGCACAUCGUGGAUGAGCUCAGCAAGCCUCACGACCCAAAGACGUGGGGCGACAUGACAGAUGAAUUGUUUCGGCUUCCAAAGGAAACAGCCCUUCUGGCUGAAAUCAUGGAUGUUCUGGACGAACUCAAGACCAUACGGCAAGUCUUUUUGAAACAAAAAGAUGUUCUGGAUAAGCUUCGUCAGCUGCCUUCGGAUUUCAAGCAGCCGCUCCCAGACCACCUCGACAAAGUCAACGCAAAUAUCGAAGCCGCCGACGACAUGGCCAGCAGGGCUACAAGAGUGCAUGCUGAUACCAUGAUAGCUUUCACUUCAGUCACCAUAUUCUUCCUUCCAUUGUCUUUCAUAGCAGCCGUGUUCGCUAUCCAAGUCGACUCCUUUCCGAAGGAUCCAGUGUCAGGCCAGAACUCAUGGCCUGUGCAGAAUCUGAUGAGCCUGCUAUUCGGGAUAUCACUUGCCGUCAUCAUACCUCUGGAGAUCGUUGCCUUCAACUUUUACCGCAUCGCGGACUAUCUCGCGGACAAGAAGAGGAAACUCGUGGACAAGAAGAAGAAAUUCGCAGACAUCAAGAAGAAACUGGCCUCGGAGAAGUUCACAAGAGAGAAAUUCCCAGAUCUGGAGUUGGGCAUCCGUUGGAAGAGUGGUCGCAUUUUAUCAAUGGAGCUUUGGCAAUUCUUAGUUGGACACUCCGCCUCCGGCUGGCUGCCGCUUUACGGCAUGAAAUACGCAUGGAUUUUCGGCCGAUGGUCCUUUAACCGCAAAAUACCGCUGCUGCGACGGUUAUGGGAGUUCCGAUUGUAUCCCUGUGGCGAUUAUUUCGAAGUGGACUAUCCCUUGCGUCGCAUGGUAGCCGUGAUGGUGGACGCGUGGCGCAUGGCGAUGGAAAUCGAAACGGACCGCGAUGAGCCUACGACUCGGAUCAUUGCAGCUGACCGCGCGUGGUUUCAACAGAACAGUAUCAAACGGCAUCGUGCGGUAGCAAAUAGGUCACGGGGUAUGCCUCGGUUGCAACAGGCAUCCGGAGCUCUGUUUUGA